UAAUUAUUGGUAGAAAAGAUUCAUCCUUUUCGUCACAAACCAUAGCCAAACAGAAGUCACAUGCAUGGCAUCCGCUUAUGAGAACGGGAAGAGAGAGAGAUGUGGACGUUGUGAGGCGAACGGUGGGGUUGGCCGCGAGCAGAGCGUCGAGGCGGUGGUGCCGGGCCAUUACGGCGGAGCCAUCUACGAUGCUGGAGACGGCGAAGAAGCAGAUGAGAAUGGAGAAUGUGGAGGAGAUGAAGAAGAAGCUUCAGAGUAUGGCGGAGAAGGAAGAGAUGGCUUACAAAGACCUUCUGGAAGCUUCUGAGAAGAUGGGCAUUGCCAAUUCUCUCGACGAGGCUCGUGCCUUUGCUAGUGUCCUCGACGACGCCGGGUCUCGUCCUCAUUUUCCGGAACUCAAUCUACCUUCAUCCCGACAAGGAUUUAGGGUUUUGUCACGAGCGAGACGAAGGCAUUUAAGGUUUCGUUCGUCUGUUGUUCCAUAUCCCGUGAGCGACCCUUUUGUUUUCCUUUUUGGGAAGAUGAUUAACAUGUUUUAUAGAGAUUGAAUUCAUCUUGUUCAAGAGAUCUCGCAACUUUCUAAUUAUUAUUUUUUACA
Tarenaya hassleriana is the source of this 598-nucleotide messenger RNA. RefSeq lists its product as uncharacterized. The record is from RefSeq and is a predicted model, not a curated record. Lineage: Eukaryota; Viridiplantae; Streptophyta; Magnoliopsida; Brassicales; Cleomaceae. The transcript is spliced from 3 exons. Bases 78 to 548 code for a protein of 156 amino acids.